Messenger RNA from Carica papaya (papaya), 1796 nucleotides. Its product is annotated as amino acid transporter AVT6C-like. Gene Ontology annotation, molecular function: L-amino acid transmembrane transporter activity. Gene Ontology annotation, cellular component: membrane. Gene Ontology annotation, biological process: amino acid transmembrane transport. The record is from RefSeq and is a predicted model, not a curated record. NCBI's taxonomy places the organism in Eukaryota, Viridiplantae, Streptophyta, Magnoliopsida, Brassicales, Caricaceae.
CAAACUGGACCCUUCAUACCACCUCUUUUUCCGUCCAUAUACAUUUUCUUUUAUAAGAUUUCAUAUGAUUCCAACCUGUCGUCUCCACAAUUUUCCUAAACAGACCAAUCCCGAUUCUCUCCUUCAUUUAAUUUUUCCAAUUAUCAAUCCAAUGAUUUGAUUUUGGUCAUUAAACAACUCAAGUUCAUUUGAUCUUGGUUUGAACCUUGUAUUAUUAUAUAUAUGACAAACAUUAUUCUACCAUUACAUGCUAUAACACAUACCCAGAACAAAGAAAAAAGAAAAGAACUUACUUUUCAAUCUUGCCGGAGGAAUGUCUCCGGCAUCUGGAUCAGAGGUUCCGCUCCUACCAGACCACCGGAAGCCGGGGAGGCAAGCUUCGUUGUCCGGGGCUGUGUUUAAUGUAUCCACGAGUAUAAUUGGAGCUGGGAUUAUGUCAAUCCCAGCCACCCUCAAAGUGCUUGGUGUGAUUCCAGCUUUUGUGUUGAUUGUGAUUGUUGGCUGUUUGGUUGAUAUCUCUGUGGAAUUCUUGAUGAGAUUUACGUAUUCUGGUGUUUCCACUACAUAUUCUGGUGUCAUGAGGGAGUCAUUUGGACGGCUAGGAUCUGUUGCUGUUCAAAUAUCUGUGAUGAUCACUAAUCUUGGAUGCUUGAUUGUUUACUUGAUCAUCAUUGGGGAUGUUUUAUGUGGGAAUCAGCCUGAAGGAUCUGUUCAUCUGGGUGUUCUGCAAGAAUGGUUCGGAUUUCAUUGGUGGAAUUCGCGGGUUUUCGCAUUGCUUUUCAUCACUAUCUUCGUAAUGCUUCCACUGGUUUUACUCCGGCGUGUAGAAUCAUUGAGCUGCAGUUCGGCAGUAGCUGUUCUACUGGCUGUUAUAUUUGUCGGUAUAACCUCAGGUUUGGCAAUAACUGCACUCGUGGAAGGCAAAACAAAGAACCCGAGACUGCUUCCUGAAUUGGACAAUGGAGUUUCCUUCUUAAACUUGUUUACUGCAGUCCCAGUUAUCGUUACAGCUUUCACAUUUCAUUUUAAUGUUCAUCCAAUUGGGUCUGAACUAAGCAAGCCUUCUGAUAUGAUAUCAGUAGUGAGAAUUUCGCUGCUGUUAUGUGCUGCAAUAUACUUCACCAUAGGCCUUUUCGGGUACGUUCUUUUCGGAGAAUCAAUCAUGGAGGACAUACUUGUUAACUUCGAUCAAAAUUCAGAUACUGCUGUAGGCUCAUUACUUAAUGACAUAGUCCGAUUAAGCUAUGCAUUGCAUCUUGUUCUUGUGUAUCCUCUCUUGAAUUUCUCUUUAAGAUCGAACCUGGACGAGUUCCUUUUCCCGAAGAGGCCUCCUUUGGCAACAGACACUCCCAGAUUUGUCGCUCUUACAGUUAGUCUACUCGGUUUUUCUUACCUUUUAGCCAUUGUUGUCCCAAGUAUUUGGUACCUUUUCCAGUUCUUGGGAUCAACUACUGCAGUUUGUCUCGCUUUCAUCUUCCCGGGCGCUAUCGUUUUAAGGGAUGUUCAUGGCAUAUCAACCUCCAAGGAUAGAAUUAUAGCGGUGAUAAUGAUAGUUCUGGCUAUUGCAACAAGCAUAAUUGCAAUUUCCACCAAUAUAUACAGUUUUAUGGGCAACAAGUCAUGAUUCUUUUUUGCAUUGAAGAUCUUGUAGUGCUUGUAUUCUUCAAUUUUCCAGCGCAGAUGUGAAUUUUUCGUCGGUGUUUGAUUUAUGUAAUAUAGCUUAGCUUGAUUCUUUCUCUAAAUAUGUAAGAAGAUUUCUUUGAUUAAUCAAUGACCAAGGACGUUAGAACAACACA